This is a messenger RNA of Danaus plexippus (monarch butterfly), 2011 nucleotides long. It is a transcript of the gene SF2, whose product is annotated as serine/arginine-rich splicing factor 1B. NCBI's taxonomy places the organism in Eukaryota, Metazoa, Arthropoda, Insecta, Lepidoptera, Nymphalidae. The transcript has 5 exons. Gene Ontology annotation, molecular function: mRNA binding. The record is from RefSeq and is a predicted model, not a curated record. The coding region runs from base 152 to 901 and encodes 249 amino acids. Gene Ontology annotation, cellular component: nucleus; ribonucleoprotein complex; cytoplasm.
UUACUACGUGCCCGAGUCGCCAUUUUGAUUUGUCAGAUGUGUAAUUUUCAGUAAACGCUGACGGCCCACUUUUAAAAUAUUCAAAUAAAUUCUGUUAAAGUGUUAUUACCUACUAUAACUUUAAUUUCAUUCUUUUUAAAAUCUCCCAAAUAUGUCCGGAGGUAGCGGCGGUAGCAGGAAUGAAUGUAGAAUAUACGUUGGUAAUCUGCCUCCUGAUAUUAGGACAAAGGACAUCCAAGACCUUUUUUACAAAUUUGGUAAAGUCACGUUCGUUGAUUUGAAGAACAGAAAAGGACCACCGUUUGCAUUCGUCGAAUUUGAAGAUCCUCGUGAUGCAGAUGAUGCAGUUCGAGCCCGCGAUGGCUAUGACUACGAUGGAUAUAGGCUACGUGUAGAGUUCCCUCGUGGAGGCGGCGGUGGUGCGCGCGGAGGACGCUCGCAGCCUGAUCGCUUUGGGCCGCGUCCAGCAGCACGAGGCCCGCCCGCACGUCGCUCCGAGUAUAGAGUGCUCGUCACAGGACUGCCGCCAUCGGGCUCCUGGCAGGAUCUGAAGGACCAUAUGCGCGAAGCGGGAGACGUGUGCUUCGCGGACACUUUCAAGGAUGGCACUGGUGUGGUGGAAUUCCUACGACACGAGGACAUGAAGUACGCCGUCAAGAAGCUGGACGACUCGCGCUUUAGAAGCCACGAGGGAGAGGUGUCUUACAUCCGGGUUAAGGAAGACUAUGGCAGCGGCGGCGGCGGCGGGCUCAGGGACAGAUCUCCUGAGUAUCAGGCCGGGUCACCUUCGUACACCCGUCGGGGCUCCCCAUCAUACUCUCCGGUGCGUCGCUCGUACUCGCGCUCACGUUCCCGCUCUCGUUCCCGCUCGCCUGUAACCACCCGCCCACGAAACUACUGAGAACGCGGCGGCGGUGGCGGCGGCGACCCGUCGUCCCUUUGACAACAAUACACAACCCUUUAUAUGCCUUUAUGACGCGAAGAUGGCAGACAUGCGUGUACUAUUGUCAAAUGUGUCGCUUGUAUACCACAACCUAACGGAGUGUAUUAUGAUCAGUUCGCUCCCCGUACUUCGGCGAUGUGAGAGUUUUGUGUGAUGAUGGGAAUUAUCGCGUCCUAGUUCUUAAGUUAGUUAAGGUGGUGUUUUUAAUUAAAUGUUAGUUAUUCUUUUUUCUACAUUGUAAUGUAACGAUGACCUGUAGUAUGUUAUGUUUAUGUAAAUAUUUAUUGGCUGAUUGUCUCCGCAUGUAUGUCUUAGAGAUCGCAGCUAAGGAAUAUAAAUAUGUUCUACUGCUUUAUACAUGUACAAUUGUCUAGUAAUAAUAUUUUUUAUUGACAUGAACAUAAUGUAUUGAGUUAUUAUCUGUAACAAAUAUAACUUUACACUACAUAUCGUUUAUGAGCCUCUUAGAUAUAGAUAAGUUAAUGUUCAAAUCACAACCGGAGUAAAGUUGAAAUGUUCAUAAUAUUAUAAUAAUUUAGUGAGUCUAGAUUCUUAGACAGAUGUCAGUCGAUCGUCGUUAGCACGGGGGGUGGCCGUUGUAUAUACAUACGAGUGUUGAUAGUUAUAAUUAAAAGUAUUUUCUUUUGUUUCAUCCUCUGUGGAUUGGACUCGAUGGAUGCUUGGCUGGAGGUGUUAGAGGAUAGGAUAGGACGGACGUAGCUAGAGGGCUGCGGGGACCGGACCGGAUGGACGGACUUGGGACCGGACCCGGACCGGAUAUUGUCGGAUCUCUGGGUAUGAUUUUGAUUUUUUGCAAUAACAUGCACUCCCAACUACGAGCUAACCGAUUACGGCCCUCGAGCUUUGCCUCGUUAUAUACAGUGUGGCUGAGUGUGUGUGAGAUGCAUGUGUGUGUGUGUGUGCGUGCCACGACUGUAUCGAUAUGGAUUGUAUAAGAUUUCGAAACGUCAACCCGAUGUAGUGUAUAUGAAUGUAAUUUAGGUACUGGAUUUGCAUUCCAAAGACCAACACAGUUUGAUGGACUUAAUAAAUUACAUAUGGAUAAUU